AUGAGCACCACACAAGACCAGAGUAAUCUGGGCAAGAGAAUGGCCGCCAGCCCACAGAAGGUCCAACACCGGCCCAAGAAAAGCUCCACGGAUGGGUUGCAUACCGCAUUUCUCGCUCCAAUCGGUGGCUCCCCUCGCUCCAAUCGAAGUCCAAAUGGACCUGGUCCAACAUUGACCCCGACAUCCGUUUACAACACAACUACUGGCGACUACUUCGGUGAGACGUGGCAAAGUCGCAAAGCUAACACUAAGCUCGGGGAGCCUGUCACGGCCAUGUCGAUUCAGUACGUCACGACUGGUGCCCAGAAGCCUCGUCGCAUCGAUGAUGUGAACGAAGAUCGCACCUCACCACUACCGCCAUCGAAAUCGGCCUCCAAGUCGGAUUUGCGGUCAUUGGAUGAUGCCUCGGUCGCGACUGCUAUCCCUGCCGAACCGAAGCGAAGUCGAGGACACCGCAGUCCUACUCAGAAAUCAAUGCUGUCCAAAGCCCUGGCAAAAGCCAACAGUGCCGUCCUCCUCGACAACUCGUCCAAGAUAGAUGGAGCGAUUGCAGCAUACGCUGAGGCCUGCGACCUGCUCCAAGAAGUCAUGGUUCGAAGUUCAGACAUGGACGAUCGCAAGAAGUUGUCUGCUAUCCGCAAAACCUAUUCGUAUCGCAUUGCUGAGCUUCAUGAUCUUGAUGACCCUUUUGCCAAUCUAAUCGACAAGGAUUUGCCGGACGAUCCUCCUUCAGACGAAGGCAACGACAGCUUUUUUCAGUCAGCCGGUGGACCAUCGACCGUGGAGGCGUUGGAACAAGUUCACAUUCCACCUCGACAGGAAUCGUUAUUGCCACAGAUCUAUGGAGGAGAGAAAUAUCUUGACGAUAGCAAUGUCGGGAGAGCACGACAGAAACCAUUGCCACUACCGAGGGCUUCUAAUCUGAAUGUCCCGAUGGAGUCAAAGUACAUGCCGCCACCUUUAUCGCCUCGAAGAUUGAACCCUCCAACUCCCGCCGAGACAUCCUCUGAACCGACUCCCGAGGAGGCCAUUGCAUCACACCCCAGACCUCUUCGACGAGGUAGCAGUGAGUCGACUUCUUGGCUUGACACCAUUGACGAUGGCGAGUCGCUGCACUCAUCUUCGUAUAAGUCUCGGUUGUCCAGGCUUUCUGCCAUGGGCCUCCAGCUCACCAACAAUAGCCUUGCAAAUGAGAUUGAGGCUGAGUUUGAUGCUGCUUUGAACGCUGCAGUUGAUGCAGCCUACGAAAGUGAAGAUGCACUCGGGACGGAAGACACCCCUCGAGUGGAGCAAAAGAGCACUUUAUUUGGAUCAAGACUCCCUCUACAAUUGAGCAACCAGCAGAAGCCUGCUCAGACCGAGCGACCCCGGGCCGAUUCGGACCUCGAGUCAACAGACUUUCUAGACGAGGAUACAACAGAAGAGGAGGAGCGCCUGCUGGAUGAGAUGACACAAGGAUUUGUGCUGGAUGACUUUGGCUUUGAUCACAAGUCGAAAUCUGCCUUACCUAGACAAUCCGACUCCAGCACUUUCUCCGGUAGAACACUUUCGAGCUCAAACCAAUCCACGACAAUGACGACAGCUACAAAUCUGAGUACGCUAGCCGAAGCCAUUGAGCCAACAAAGCCUGUACCGUCGAAGGAUACACCGCUUCCACCACCGCCUACAGUUGCUGAGUCCAUGUCGCCUCCAAAGGCUGUCGGACUCUCAUCCCCGCCUCACAAGCCAGAACGCCUGAGCGCAAUCAACUUGCGAGAUCGGAGACUGUCGGGGCAGAAUGCAUUGAAGAUAGAGACUUAUGCUCCUGCUCGCGGUACAGCUCAAUCUCACCCUAAAGCUCCGCCCAAGAUUGAGAUACCCAUAGGGCCAGAUGUUCAGAAGCCACUGCCUCCUCCUGGUCCUCCCUCAACCGGGACUGUACCAGUCACACCGCUCACAUCCGUUCAUUCGAACGAGUCUCAGGCAAGCGAAUCGCCAGCAACUCCCGCAUUGACCCAAGGUGGUUCAAGAAACAGUAUGGACGAAACAAGUGCGGCACCUUCAUCACCAGCUAAACUCAGCAAGAUGAUGCCUCCUCCUUCCACGGUCAUGAGGAAGAAUGUGUCUUCGACAAGCCUCAGGCAGAAGAAUCUGUCUGUUAGCGGUAUCAACGACGACCCGUCUCCGUUGACGCCUAGCAGUGCGAUGGGUUCAGCCUCGGGAAUGUUCGGUGACAGGAAGAACAAUGUGCCCCCUCUUCCCACACCGACCACCGCAACAUUCACCCACCAAGCUUCAUUCUCCGGUGGUUGGCACCUCUUCGACGACCACAUCGGGACUGCAGCAUCUCCACGAACGCCACGUUCGCCGGACGACGCACCACAGGCAGACCCGCCCGUUCCACUGGAGCCCUGUCCCGAAUCCUUCCUCUUACGGCCGUGGUGGCUGAUGCGAUGUCUGUAUCAAGUUGUUGCUCAUCCUCGUGGCGGAUAUUUGACGACCAAUCUCUUCCUCCCACGAGACAUCUGGCGCGUUAAGAAUGUCAAAUUAAGAUUCUUGGAGGACAAAAUCUCGCAGUGCGAUAUUUUGACCGCUGCCCUUCUUGGCCUAGCGAAGGUGGACAACUACGACGCGGAUGCGAUGCUCAUCGCGAUGCAAUCGUUUGAGAAUGAGCUUGAGAGAGUGCGUGUCGUGCUACAGAAGAAGAUGGGUAAUGAAGUGGGACUUUCGCACUCGACCAACGUGUUCAAAUCACCCACAGAUGAGACGGAUCCGAUGUCGGUAAAGACACCAACAUCCAGCUCUGCAGCGAAGUCGUUUGCGUCUGGGUGGAGGAAGCUCAGGUCCAAAUCCAGCACUCCCGCCAUGCCCAACGGUGGGGGAGGUGUAUCAAAAGACCCAGCACUUGCAGCAGCACUGACAAUGCCGUCAUUACCAAUGACGUCGUCGAAUUCAGUCAAAACCUCGUCGAGGGGCAAUGGGCACCGGCACAAGAUCGCGCCACCAACGCCGAGUCAGCUCACCAAUAUCCCGGUCAUGCACGCAACGUAUAUGUCGAGCUUGGCCCGAUUGUUUGAUGCGGCACAGAUUCUUGAUGCCAUCGCCAGGCAAGUGGAGGAUCCUGGUCUGAAAGCCUCCAACAAAACCCAUGUCGGCCUCGAGCUCAGUGUCAGGAGCGCAGCUGAAUUCUUUGCCUUUUUCAUGAUUCGUUUCGUGAUGGCCGAUAUCAACAUACUGGUUGACAAGUUCUUGAAGAGAGGAGCCGAAUGGGUGCUCGCCUGA
Messenger RNA from Cyphellophora europaea CBS 101466, 3261 nucleotides. RefSeq lists its product as uncharacterized. The record is from RefSeq and is a predicted model, not a curated record. Bases 1 to 3261 code for a protein of 1086 amino acids. The transcript has a single exon. Lineage: Eukaryota; Fungi; Ascomycota; Eurotiomycetes; Chaetothyriales; Cyphellophoraceae.